GCUAUGUUGGGGAAGUUCAAUGGUGUGAUCUAGAGCAGGGAGGCCACGAUCUUAAAGCACUAUUGUUUUGUUCUUCGUUUCAGGAGGAGAAGACUAUGGAUUCGGGUUUUAGUACCAAUCCCCUACUAGGAUGCACAAUUAGACCCCUAGGCAUUUCAAGAAUAAUCUUUUAUUAAGAAGAACUAUUCCCACAACCAGAGGGACCAUUAGAGUUGGAGUUAGCUAUGGCAGCCUUCACAUGCAAUUCUGCAGAGCCAUGCUACAGUCCAAGGCUGGAGCCGAACAGUCAAUUGAAGCUUCUCAUGGAGCAGGUUUCUUAAGACAUGAAAAUAUCAUGCUCCAACAAUGACUUCUAAAUCCAAGCCAUUGCCCUCCUGACCCUUCCUUUCUCCGUGAAAUGGUGGAGGCUGUUCAGCGCUCAGCGAAGCAAACAAAAUGGGUUGAGCAAGUUUGUGCACAGAUUGCUCAAGAUUGCCUUCAUGCUACCAUACAAGAAGAGGAGGAGGAUGAAGGAGGCUACAAGGACAUUGUGGAGCAGACAGAAGUUGUCACGGAGAGCUCCCGUGAUGAUCAUGAUCAGGAAUAUCCUGUUAGAGGCGACCACACUUUUCUUCAUUACACCUCGAGUUUUGAAGAGACGCGCAUGAGCGAGGAGAUGCAAGCUAAUCUUAUUAAGAGCCUUGCAUGGCGACUUGCUCUCCGAUCUGUGCUGGAAGAAGAAGAGCGAGAGAGGGCGAGGAAAGAAUUUGUGCAUGAUGAUGAAAGUGAAGCAGAAGGAGUUCUUGAUCUUUUCCAAGGGGAGAGACCACAUUCAGAAGAAGCGAGAUUACUAUAUUCCGUCAAGAUGAAAAUGUGCCAUUGUUUGAAACAUGGGAAAGUUUUACAUCACUUCUACUCAAAUGUCCACACCACCGCAUCGCUGAUUGGUUGCAAGUGGAAAGUUUUUAUAACUGUUUGACAAGGGAGUCACAUAACCACAUCGAUGCGGCUAAUGGAGGUGCCAUCUGAAAUAAGGAAGUUGGUGAACUUCAAAGACUAAUUGAAGAGAUGGUCCUAAAUAGCUACGAUUGGGGUGGCAGAAGAAGAGGUAAGAAUUUGAAGAAGGGAAGUUUAUUAUAGAUUGAAGAACCAUCUUUGCUAGCGCCUCAUAUACAAGAACUCUCCAAGAAAAUUGAUAAAAUUGCGUCAUCUAUGAAAUGUGAUUGGUGUUAGGGGUGGAAAUUGAGGUGGGUGUGGUUACCCGCCCCACGUUUUGCGGGUAACCACACCCACAAAUAUAGAAUUAUGCUACCCACAACUCGCCGGGUUGGUUGUGGAUACCCACAAAAAUUUUAAAUUAAAUAUAAUAAUAUGGUAAUUAUAUAGUGAUGUUGUGUUUCUUCUCAAGCAAAAACAAAAACAUACAUUUAAAAAGUUAAUAAAGUGUUAAAUAAAUU
This is a messenger RNA of Linum trigynum, 1436 nucleotides long. The record is from the annotation of a GenBank genome assembly. Lineage: Eukaryota; Viridiplantae; Streptophyta; Magnoliopsida; Malpighiales; Linaceae.